AUUUGUUUGUGGCCCUAAAACAAAUUUGUCAAUUCAUCGCUUUGUGAACUCGUAUUUCAAUUUAAUUUUGUCUAAAAACUAAAGUGAAGCUUAUGUACUCCGAUAAUUAAUAAAAAAACUCGAUAAUGAACAUAACAUCAGCCGCAGGGAUAAUAUCCCUGCUCGACGAGCCGAUGCACGAAGUUAAAGAGUUCGCACUGAAGAGGUUGGACAACAUCGUCGAUGAAUUUUGGCCGGAGAUUUCGGAAUCUAUCGAAAAGAUUGAGAUUUUACAUGAAGACAAGGUAUUUUCUCAGCACCAACUCGCUGCGUUGGUGGCCAGCAAGGUUUAUUACCAUUUGGGAGCGUUCGAAGAUUCUCUGACAUACGCGCUGGGUGCUGGUAAUUUGUUCGACGUAAACGCACGAAAUGAGUAUGUGGACACGACGAUUGCUAAGGCUAUCGACUUUUAUACUCAGAAGAGGAAGGCUCACUUUAUUGAUAGUGCAUCAGCGGAACCGAUAGAUCCGAGAUUAGAAGCUAUUGUGAACAGAAUGUUCCAGCGAUGCCUGGAAGACGGCCAGUACCGCCAGGCGUUGGGUCUAGCGCUGGAGACUCGGCGGAUGGACAUCUUUGAAGAGUCCAUCAUGAAAUCUGAUGACAUAGCAGGUAUGCUUCAGUAUGCCUUCACAGUGGCAAUGAGUCUCCUCCAGAACAAGGGCUUCCGCAGCACAGUUCUUCGGUCUCUAGUUGGUUUAUACAGAGGCCUGAAUAUCCCAGACUAUGUCAACAUGUGUCAGUGUCUUAUAUUCCUGGAAGAUCCACUAUCUGUAGCUGAAAUCCUCGACAAAUUAACCCACGGCCCAACAGAGUCUGUCCUAAUGGCAUAUCAAAUAGCUUUUGACCUGUAUGAUUCAGCUACACAGCAGUUCCUGGGCAGGGUGUUACAAGCUCUCAGAAUAACGGCACCAAUACCGAGUGCCCUUGGUGGUAAACCUCAACCACAAGGUGGCCCGUUCCCUGAGUCCACGAUGGAAGUAGAUCAGACACCAGCAGCAAACGACGAAGCAAAGAAACCUGAACGAGAUAUAGACAGUCUUAAUGAUGAAGAAAAGGAACAUCAACGUAGGGUAGAAAAAUUAAUAUCAAUAUUAGGUGGUGAUGUAUCAAUAGGUUUACAGUUGCAGUUCUUAAUUAGGUCCAACCAUGCUGACAUGCUCAUCUUGAAAAACACAAAGGAUGCCAUCAGAGUCUCAAUAUGUCACACAGCCACAGUCAUUGCUAAUGCAUUUAUGCAUGCAGGAACUACAAGUGACCAGUUCUUGAGGGACAAUUUGGAAUGGUUAGCGAGAGCAACUAACUGGGCUAAACUAACAGUUACCGCCUCACUGGGGGUAAUUCACAGGGGCCACGAAAGUGAAUCCUUGGCUCUGAUGCAAUCUUAUUUACCCAAAGAGGCUGGUCCCUCAUCAGGCUAUUCAGAAGGUGGAGGUCUCUAUGCGUUGGGUUUGAUCCAUGCUAACCAUGGCGCCAAUAUCAUUGACUAUCUUUUAACACAGUUAAAAGAUGCCCAAAAUGAGAUGGUGCGUCAUGGAGGUUGUUUAGGUCUAGGUCUCGCUGCCAUGGGAACCCACAGGCAAGAUGUUUAUGAACAACUCAAGUUUAAUUUAUAUCAAGAUGAUGCUGUGACUGGGGAAGCAGCCGGAAUAGCGAUGGGAAUGGUGAUGUUAGGUUCGAGACAUGCUGCAGCUAUUGAAGAUAUGGUUGCUUAUGCACAGGAGACUCAACAUGAGAAAAUCCUACGAGGCUUAGCUGUUGGCAUUUCCUUCACUAUGUAUGGAAGGCUUGAAGAAGCUGAUGCACUUGUUCAACAGUUAUUGAGAGACAAGGAUCCUCUAUUGCGGCGCGCUGGGUGUUACACUAUUGCCACCGCAUAUUGUGGCACAGGAAAUAAUGAUUCUAUUCGUACUUUGCUCCACGUUGCCGUUUCAGACGUAAACGACGACGUACGUCGCGCUGCUGUCACAGCUCUCGGCUUCUUACUGUUUAGAACCCCAGAACAAUGCCCUUCUGUUGUGUCACUAUUAGCUGAAUCGUACAAUCCUCACGUCCGUUACGGCGCUGCAAUGGCUUUAGGUAUAGCUUGCGCGGGUACAGGAAACCGCGAAGCCAUCGGCCUUCUAGAGCCCAUGGUUAAAUUUGAUCCCGUUAACUUUGUGAGGCAAGGUGCACUGAUUGCGUCAGCCAUGAUAUUAAUUCAGCAAACCGAAGCUCUGUGCCCCAAAGUCACGUACUUCCGCCAGCUAUAUGCCCAAGUUAUAUCAAACAAACACGAGGAUGUGAUGGCGAAAUUCGGCGCCAUUCUUGCGCAAGGUAUAAUUGACGCCGGUGGUCGUAAUGUAACUGUAUCCCUUCAGAAUAGAACGGGCCACAUGAACAUGCUGGCUGUCGUGGGAAUGUUAGUGUUCACGCAGUACUGGUAUUGGUUCCCGCUGGCACACUGUCUGUCUCUGGCUUUCACGCCAACCUGUUUGAUUGCCCUUAAUACUGACUUGAAAAUGCCUCAGUUGGAGUUUAAAUCUAACUCGAAACCGUCACUGUACGCAUACCCAGCGCCUCUCGAAGAGAAGAAACGGGAGGAGAGGGAAAGAGUGACUACUGCUGUACUGAGUAUUGCUGCAGCGAGGGCCCGCAGGCGAGCGCACACCACUGAAGGCUCUGCCAGCAGUAGCGUAACCUCAUCAACGACAUCAAAAAUGGAUGUCGACGAGGAGGAAAAGAAGCCUUCUAAAUCUCCUAACCCUAACAUCACGGUACAUGCCAAAUCUGACAAAGAUGCUGGUACAUCUAAAGAAGUGAAGAAAGAAGAGAAGGAGGGCGAGGAAAAAGAGAGUAAGGAAAAGAAGGAGCCUGAACCCAACUUUGAAAUACUCAGCAAUCCCGCAAGGGUUAUGCGUCAACAGCUGAAAACCUUGUCUGUUGUUGAGGGUUCUGGAUACACACCAUUGAAAGAUAUUACUAUUGGAGGCAUUGUGAUGUUGAACCAUUCGGGUGAGGAUGAACAAGUUCUUGUUGAACCAGUAGCAGCUUUUGGACCCAAGGCUGAAGAAGAAAAAGAACCUGAGCCUCCAGAACCUUUUGAGUACUUGGAUGAUUGAUGUAGCCUUUUCGGUUAACUGCAUUAUUGCUUAAAAUAGUAUGUAGGACCAUUAUUAAUAAUAAUUAUAAUUAUUGUGAAUCACUAAAAUGUAUUCAAAAACAUUGCUGUAAUAAAAUAUUGAAGUACACAAAUUACUAACUGUAAAUUAUAAUUGUUUAAUUCACAAAAAUAAAUGAUUUUAAAAUGCUAAA
Bicyclus anynana (squinting bush brown) is the source of this 3330-nucleotide messenger RNA. RefSeq names its product 26S proteasome non-ATPase regulatory subunit 1 (gene Rpn2). The record is from RefSeq and is a predicted model, not a curated record. Gene Ontology annotation, biological process: proteasome-mediated ubiquitin-dependent protein catabolic process; regulation of protein catabolic process. The transcript has 2 exons. Gene Ontology annotation, molecular function: enzyme regulator activity. Lineage: Eukaryota; Metazoa; Arthropoda; Insecta; Lepidoptera; Nymphalidae. Gene Ontology annotation, cellular component: proteasome storage granule; proteasome complex; proteasome regulatory particle, base subcomplex. The coding region runs from base 126 to 3137 and encodes 1003 amino acids.